UCAAGGGUUUUCUCUUUCACCCUAUGUUUCCUUCCCUCAUUCUCCUAAUCCCCUUCCUCAUAAUUAACUAUGAAGAUUAAUUACAUAAUAUCUUCACUAAAUUAGUCGUGGUUGAUUAAUUUGUUGUAAUAAUUAAUAUAACAUGGCUACAGCUGCUACAGGUACCGUAGAUGCCAACAUUACCAAGCCAAUACAUGGAAUAGUAUGGGCAUGCGAAAACUCAACUGAUACAAGGUCAAGAGGAAUAUUUUAUGAAGAUAAUCCAUUUAGUUACACAUUGCCAGUGCUUUUUAUCCAAACCUCCCUAGUUUCUCUUUUGACCACAUUUUUACAAUUCCUACUUACCCCUCUUGGAGAAUCCAGCUUCUUUUCACAAAUGUUGGCUGGGUUGAUACUAGGACCAUCAGUUAUUGGACAAAGUGAAUUCCUAUCAAAAUGGCUAUUCCCACUAAAAACCUUCUACAUAAGUGAAACAAUUGGAUUUUUUGGUAUAAUGAUUUUCAUGUUUUUAGUUGGAGUUAAAAUUGAUAUAAGUAUAGUUAAAAGAACAGGAAGAAAAGCAUGGGUAAUUGGAAUAUGUUCAUUUAUUGUCCCACUAAUAUUUUCCAUGUUAAUUGCAUUUGUUCUACGAACAACAUUACACCCUGAACACAACCUCUACAAUUCCAUGGGUUACAUUGCAUUUUUUUUAUCAACAACUUCAUUCCACGUCACCGCACUUCAUCUAGCUGAUUUAAAAUUAUUAAAUUCAGAUAUGGGUCGAUUAGCAGUUUCAGCAUCAAUGAUUGGUGGAUCAAUAUCUUUAUUUUGGGUCACAGCUGCCACCACUGAGAAACAAACAAGACAUAGAAAAGACAACUCUUACCAUUUUAUGUCAAUUUGUAUGAUUGGUUUGAUUGUUUUCAUAGUUUGUGCUCUAAGGCCCAUAAUGUUGUGGAUGGUAAGAAAUACACCUCAAGGGAAACCAAUUAAAGAAGCAUACAUACUUUCGGUGUUUUUAAUGUUGUUGGGCUGUGCAUUAGUUUGUGAAAUUAUUGGUGAGCAUUUUAUGAUUGGGCCUGUUAUUUUUGGUAUGGCUGUACCUGAUGGGCCUCCAUUAGGGUCAGCAUUGGCUGAAAGAUUGGAAACAUUGGUUUCAGAUGUUUUUAUGCCAUUGUAUUAUCUUUAUAGUGGUGCUAGGUUCAAAGUGUUUUUAAUAGAGGCUCGUAGUUUUGCUUUGGUGCAAGUUAUUGCUAUGUUUGGUUUUGUUGGGAAGAUUAUUGGAAUUAUGGUGCCUUCAAUUUAUUGGAAGAUGCCAGUUACUGAUUCUCUAUCUUUAGGACUACUUAUGGCUUCUCAUGGUGUCACACAAUUGCUUUACUUGCAAACUGCUCUACACCUUCGGAUUCUUGAUGAUCAAGCAUAUGGUAAUGUGUUAAUAGCUAUACUAUGGGUAACAGGAGCCACAACACCCGUUGUGAAAUUCCUAUAUGACCCAUCAAAGAGGUACUUAUCCUUAAACAGAAAAAGAACCAUUGAAAACACACCAACAAAUAUUGAACUAUGUAUCAUGACAUGCAUACACUAUCAAGACAACACUCCAACCAUCAUUAAUCUUCUAGAAAUUUCAAACCCAACAUUGGAAAGUCCUAUUUGUUUCUAUGUCCUACAUCUUAUUGAACUAAAAGGAAGAUCAACUCCACUUUUCAUAGAUCAUCAACCAGACAACAAGAUGCAUACAUCACACUCUCAUGAUUCACAACAUAUCAUAAAUGCAUUUAGAUCAUAUGAGCAACAAAAAUCAGGAAACUUGCUAGUGAAACUUUAUACUUCAAUUUCACCUUAUGAAACAAUGCACGAUGAAAUAUGUACCCAAGUUGUUGACAAAAGAGCUUGUUUGUUGAUUGUUCCUUUUCAUAUACAAUGGAGACCAACUGGUGUAACAGAAUCAUCACCUCCAAUUAGAGCAUUAAACCGUCAUUUGCUUCGAACCGCGCCUUGUUCUGUUGGAAUUCUAAUCGAACGUGGAGCAUUGAGUAAAAACAACCCUUUAACCAUUGCUUCAUAUUAUAGUGUUGGAAUUGUUUUUAUAGAUGGUUCUGACGACCGCGAAGCGUUGGCCUAUGCGAUGCGCAUGGCUGGCCACCCGGGUGUUCGGAUCACUUUGAUUCGAUUAAUGGAGCCGAGGAAGAAGAAUAAGAACUUCAUCAAUAGAGACCCUGAUGGUGAUUUGAUUCAUAAGUUUAAAGUUGAUUGCAUACAAAUUAAAAGACAUGACUAUAGAGAGGAAAUAGUAAGGGAUUGUGUUGAAAUGAUUAAUGUUAUAAGGUCACUUGAAGGUUGUUUUGAUUUGAUAUUGGUUGGUAGAAGACAUGAAAAUCAAUCCUCAUUGUUUAGUGGAUUAACAGAAUGGAAUGAAUAUCCGGAACUUGGACCUAUUGGAGAUAUGUUAGUGGCUUCAGAUUCAACUUUUGAUGGUUCUGUUUUGGUGAUUCAACAACAAAAGAGGUCAGGGGCUACUCAUCAAGAUUUGCAUGUAGAAUCUGUUAUUAAUAAGCAAGAAACUUUGACCAUUGUGGAAGUGCCUCGUGAUAGAAAAGUGCGGCAAAAUGUUUAACUAUUGUACAUAUUAGGAAGAACAUGGAUUUGUUAUAGCAGUUGUAUGAUGGAACAGUUGUAGGAACUAUUAGAAUUAGAAAGGGAAAUUUUAUUUGAUAUAUAAUUUUAGGUUCUGUAUAUAGGUCACUUUCAUUAUUUAUGAUAAUUAAUUUUGUAAUUA
Messenger RNA from Cicer arietinum (chickpea), 2758 nucleotides. Its product is annotated as cation/H(+) antiporter 15-like. The record is from RefSeq and is a predicted model, not a curated record. Gene Ontology annotation, molecular function: antiporter activity. Lineage: Eukaryota; Viridiplantae; Streptophyta; Magnoliopsida; Fabales; Fabaceae. Gene Ontology annotation, cellular component: endomembrane system; membrane. Gene Ontology annotation, biological process: regulation of pH; proton transmembrane transport.